AAUGUUUUAUUUUAUUUUACAGGGAAAAAAAUAAUUAAAAAUACGUUCUAGCAAUAACCACUCUUCCAGUAGCAUUUUAUAUUUUAAUGAUAUGUUUAAAUUACAAUAUACUGCCCUGCUGUUGGUACUGGUUUUUUUAGCUACUGGUGGGACUGAUGCAGUGCGACGCAAACGUGACGCAAUAUCAAGGCUAGAUCCAAAGAUCAUCACUAGUGAUGGAAACCUGAACUUUCAAUCUGCCACGAACAAAAAUAUUACUUUCCAACUGGAUGGAAAUUCUGAUGUUUGGUUCGGCCAGUUAAGUCUUGCAGAAUUAAAAAAAACGAUUGAUCAACAAGCAAAAGAUAUUGCACAUUUACAAAGGGCUCAACCAAAUGCUUGUGAUUCAAGAAAACUUUUGUGCUCUGAGCAUGGCAUCUGCAUCAACACCCAUCCAUCACAAAGUAGUGGAGCUGGUUUUAAGUGCUUAUGUCAGCCAGGAUACACAGGGACUUCCUGUAAUACUACCACUAGUGUCUGUGAUUCAUAUAAUUGCCAAAAUGGAGGAAGAUGCUCUGUGGAGAAAGGAAAACCUCGUUGUGUAUGCCAACAUGGUUGGUUUGGAAAAAAUUGUUAUUUUCCCAGACCAAAAGAUUGCCAGUUUCAUGUCACAACCGAUGUAGGAGUGAUCAAUUCACCCGGUUAUCCUGAUGGCUACCCAGACAACAUAAACUGUACCUGGAUUUUAAAGGCAAAGACAGGAAGAAUUAUCAGAUUUGUUACUGCUAUGAUAAGCAUUGGUCCUUCUACUGAAUGUGAUUCCGAUUUUGUUCAGAUAUCAAGUGUUUUAAACAACAAUGUCCUCUGUGGUUUUUCUCAGCCAAGAACAAUUUACACACAAACAAGUGAGGCUAAUGUCACGUUGGUUUCAGGAGGAACUCCCUAUGGUCAUGGUUUUAGCAUCUUCUUUGCUGAAGUAGACAAUGAAUUAUGUGGUGGUACUAUUACGUCUGCGGAAGGAGAAAUAAAAAGUCCAGAAGGGCAAAAAUCAAUUUACUGUACAUGGGUUAUUGAUGUCAAAACAAAAGAAAAUUUGAACAUAUCAUUCCAGGAACUCUACAUCAACAAUGAUCAAAAUAGAUGUGACAAUUACCUUGAAAUUGGUAUAGGUAAUGGUUCAAGUUAUCAACAAUACAAAAAGUAUUGUCACCAGAGAAGUAGUAAUAUCUUUGAAGUUGUAGCCUCAUCAAUGAUAACUGUGCGAUUUGUAUCAAAUGGCAAAACUGGGAGCAGAUUUAGAAGUAGUUAUCAAGUUGUAUGUGGUGGAAAUUAUCAUUUAACAUUGGACACUGCAUUGAAAAUUAGAUCUCCCCUUUUCCCAUUAACAUAUCCGAAAAAGAAACAAUGCACUUGGCUCUUAAUUUCCCCUCCUCAAACAUAUCUAACUAUUCACUUUGAGAACUUUGAAAUUGAACAUCAUUUGACUUGCUCAUAUGAUUAUGUGUCUUUAUAUAAUGGAGGCAAUGCUGCUUCAGUGAUGCUGGGACAGUACUGUGGUAACAAGAUUCCAUUACCUCUUUCCUCAUCCAUGAAUAAAAUGAUGAUCAUGUUUUCAACUGAUGGCACUGGUGAAUUUAAAGGUUUUACUGCUAGUGUUACUGUGACUGCUGGAGGUUGUGGGGGAACAUUCAUAGACAGCAAAGGACAAAUAUCAAGUCCUUCUCAUCCUGCGUUUUACUCACCAAACUCCAUGUGCAUAUACACAUUGACUGCAGUGGAUGUUGGCAUGGUUGUACAACUGUCGUUUACAAUGUUUUCUCUCGAAGAAAGUAAAGACUGCAUGAAUGACUAUAUAAAAAUAUAUGACGGAGACUCUACAAAUCGCCAAGUUUUGUAUGCAAAUAAUGUUACUGAUGGUCGUUUUUGUGGAACAAAUAAGCCAUCUGUUACUAUAUCUUCUGGGAGAAGUUUAACUCUUGUGUUUCAAUCAAAUUCGAUAAAUGCUGCUCUUGGUUUUUCUGCUGAUUGGCUCACAUUUGUAAAACAUACAGUUUGUGAUGUCUACAAAGCUAGUUCAAAUGGUGAAAUAUCAUCUCCAUACUACCCAAAUUUCUACUCACCAAUGUCUAACUGCAAGUAUACCAUUAAAGCUAGGGAUGGACAUGUUAUUAAGUUAAGUUUCAAUGUUUUCAGCUUAGAAGAUGUGUUAGAUUGCACUAAAGACUACUUAAAAAUUUACAAUGGAGAAGAUGAAAAAUCUCCUUUGAUUGGAACCUUUUGCGGAGACAGAAGCCCUGGAGUUAUUUUGUCAAAAGGAAAUUUCUUGUUUGUGGUUUUCAAAAGUGAUUUAUCAAGCGAACAUAAAGGUUUCCAUGCUGUAUAUGAAACUGGAACGAACUUAUGUGGUGGAACUUUGCAUGGAGAAAGUGGGUUUAUAAUUUCUCCAAAUUAUCCUGUCCAAUACCCUGCUAAUUAUCAGUGCACCUGGGAGAUAGUAGCUGCUGUUGGAAAUAACAUACAACUGACUGUAGAAGACUUUUUAUUAGAAUCUUCCCCUAAUUGCGAAGAGGAUAGUCUCGCAAUUUAUGAUGUUGGUAUCAUGUUUCAUAAACAACUUUGUGGAAAUAUUAAGAAGAGAGUGUUUACAUCAAAAGGAAAUAAAAUGACUUUAGUUUUCACAUCUGAUGAUUCAUUACAAGAGAAAGGGUUUAAGUUACAUUAUAAAACAGGUUGUGGUGGAGUGUUGGAUUCCAGAAUGGGCAAUAUUAGGUCACCCAAUUUUCCAAAUCAAUACCCAGUGCAACGAAGUUGCAAUUGGACCAUAAAUGGAAAUAUUAACGAUGUUAUUCUUUUAAAUUUCAUCACAUUUGACUUGGAAUACUCACAAAACUGUCAAUCUGACUAUUUAUUAGUCACUGAACCUGGAACAGGAAACAAUCAUGGAAAAUAUUGUGGUAUGAACCGUACACAGAUCACAUCAACUGGUCAUCAGUUGUUUCUAAAGUUCAAAUCUGAUAAUUUUAAUCCAGGUGUUGGAAAAGGCUUUCUAUUAAACUAUACUAUCAAAGGCUGUAGUCAAGAUUUUUUCUUGGAAAACGGAACAUUCGCCACCCCAAACUACCCUAAUGCCUACCCAUCUAAAAGUUACUGUAAAUGGCGCAUACGAUCUUCAAUAAAUAAGAAAAUCCGUCUGACAUUGUCUAAUCUAAGUUUGGAGCAUGAUUGCCACUAUGAUAACCUAACAAUCUUUAAUGGAUAUGGUAUAAAUCAUCCAGUUCUGGGACAUUAUUGUUCAAGACGUGGCAAUAUCACAUUGGAAUCAUCUUCUAAUGAAAUGACAGUACUCUUUAUAAGUGACGCUUUGACAAAUGGAAGAGGUUUCUCUGCAAAGUAUGAAACAAUCAGUGGUGGAUGCAGUAAGAUGCAUAUAGCUCACAGUGGAAAUAUCUAUUCACCUGGAUUUCCUGAAAACUAUCCCCCCAAAUCUGAGUGCAAAUACACAAUUCAAGUACCUGCUACCAGGAAUGUAAACCUUACUUUCAAAAGUUUUGAUAUUGAAAGUAAUGCUAACUGUAGUUAUGAUUAUGUCAGUAUUUGGGAUGAUGUUCAAAGCGUAUUACUUGGAAAAUUUUGUGGACGACAGAUACCACCAUCAAUUAUAUCAUUGGGAAACAAAAUUAUUGUGACGCUUUACAGUGAUUCUGCAACUACUGGAAAAGGGUUUGAAGCAUCAUUUAAUAUUGCAUGUGGCGGAAGUAUAGCUGUUGAUUCCAACACUGCUUUCAUCACUUCACCACACUAUCCUAGCUACUACACCGCUGGUACUUGCAUCUGGAUGUUGACUGCACAACCAGGGCAGCAAGUUUCCUUAACAUUUCAUGAUAUUCAAUUGGAAAGAUGUAGAGACUGUGGUUGUGAUUAUGUGGAGGUUUAUAAUGGAAGAAAUAACAAUAGUGCGGUAAUUGGAAAAUACUGUGGAGACAGUAUCCCACACAGCGUAACUUCAAGUGGUAAUUUCUUACGUGUGAAAUUUUAUGCAGAUAGAUCUAUUCAACACAUUGGUUUUAAAGCUUCUUAUACAUCACUUAAUGCUUCAUGUGGUGGUGAAAUUACUGGAUUCCAAGGUGAAAUCGCAAGUCCCCUUUAUCCAUUAUCUGCUCCUGCUCGCACAGAAUGUGUGUGGAAAAUUUCGGUGUCAGAAGGAAGUACAGUGUCAUUAUCUUUUAUCGAUUUUCACCUGGUAUCAUCAUCAAAUUGCUCUAAUGUAUAUGUACAGGUUUAUGAUGGACCAACUUCAAGUUCAUCAUCACUAAUGAAAGUGUGUGGAAAUACAAUACCUUUGACAAUCUCUUCAACCUCAAAUGUUAUAUCUGUACGUUUUUACUCUGGACAGACGCAAAGAAAUUUAUUCAAAGCUGCAUUUAGAACAAACUGUUUGCAACAGACGUUGACAGCCAAUUCUGGUUAUAUUGCAUCACCAAAUUAUCCAAGAGCAUAUCCACCAGUUUCUUUUUGUCGUUGGAGAAUAGUUGCACCACAAGGAGCAUCAAUUCAAAUUGAAUUUGAAGACAUGGAGAUGGAGGAAAAGUAUAGAAACAGAUGUACAGAUGUUGUAACAAUAAGAGAUGGGUCAUUUAAUGGAGAAUUGCUUGGAUCACACUGCGGCUUUGCAACACCAGCCAUGGUAAUAUCUACAUCAAAUAUUGUGUCAAUUAGUUUUCAAUCAGAUUUAUCAUUCGAAGCUAAGGGGUUUAGAUUAAAGUAUACACAACCCGCAAACCCGACUGUCUGUGGAGGAGUAUUAAGAGCUGGUCUUCAAUUCAAAUCUUUUACAACACCUAACUAUCCUUCCGAAUACCCACCAAAUCAAAACUGUGAAUGGGUAAUCAAUGCACCUAUUGGACAAACUGUUUUACUCGAAUUUGGAGACUUUAUGAUUGAAGAAGACACGGGAUGUGCCUAUGAUGCUGUUCGGAUUUUUGAUAGAAGUGCGUCUGGUCGAACAUUAAUAACACCACCUUUGUGUGGUAAUCUGGGUGCAAACAGAACAUAUUAUUCUUCCACUUCCACAAUGAUUAUAAAGUUAGAAUCUGAUGGUAACCUACAAGAAAAAGGUUUCACAGCUUCUUACAAAGCAGGAUGCGGCGGUGUGUUAACAUCAAGCAAAGGUAAAAUCGCAUCAGGACUUACCAGUGCAUCACAAUACUUAAAUAAUCAAAAUUGUGAGUGGAAGAUCAUAUUGACACCUGGUUCCAAAAUUAAAAUCAGUUUUACUAAAUUCAACCUUGAAAGUAGCGACAGAUGCAGCAACGAUUAUGUUCUUGUAAAAAAUGGGAUUUUACCAGAUUCAACUGUGAUUGGACGGUACUGUGGAAAUCGAAUUCCUAAUAACGUGACAUCUAGUGGCAAUGAAGUGACGGUCCAAUUUGUGACUGAUGGACAGAAUGUUGAGGAAGGAUUUGAAAUUGUUUACGAGAUGUUUGUAGCAGGUUGUGGUGGUAAAGAAACACUUUCAGACCCAACACUGACGUAUGAGAUUACGUCACCGGAAUACCCUGCUCCUUUUCUAUCAAAUGUUGAAUGCAUAUGGACUUUAGAAGUUCCUGCUGGACAUAUCAUUGACCUCACUUUUUCAGAUUUUAACAUAUCUUCGUCAUCUAUCUCUACAGCUUGUCUUCAAGGUAGUGUACUAGUACAGACAGGUGUAUCAUCAAAUGAAAAGGUUUUUGGACCUUACUGUGGUUUAAAUUCACCAUCUGGAUUAACCUUCAAAUCAUCUUCAAAUGUAAUGGUUGUCACAUUUGUCAGUUUCCUGUCUAAUGGGAUAGAUAGAGGCUUUAAAGCUUCUUGGAGAAUAGGAUGUGGAGGAUAUAUGUAUGGUACAUCAGGGAAAAUAUCCUCACCCUUAUACCCUUCUCUGUAUCCUAAUGAUCAAGAUUGUAUGUAUAUCAUUGAAAUACCCACUAAACAGCAGGUCCAUUUGUCAUUUAACACGUUCAGUCUGGAACCCAAUCCACAAUGUUUAGAUAGUGGGGAUUUUUUGGAGGUCUUGAAUGAUGAUAAAAAUCGAACCGUUGUUGGACGAUACUGUGGUAGCUCUCUUCCAAAACCAUUGGUUUCAGCUGGCCAUACUAUGCGUGUACGUUUCCAUAGUAACUCAAACAGAACGAGUAACGGUUUUGAGGCGAUGUUCACAACAGUUGGAACAGGAUGUGGAGGUCAGUUCUUUUCAUUGGGUACAUUUGCUUCACCAUUUUAUCCUCAACCGUAUCCACUGAACCGUGUAUGUACCUGGCUGUUAGUUGCAACUCCAACGUCUGCGAUUCAAAUCAAUUUUACAGAUUUUCAUCUGGAAGCUUCAAUGAAUUGCACCAAUGAUUAUGUUGAAAUAAGAAACGGACCCACAAUGGAAGGUCCUUUGUUGGGCAGAUACUGUGGUACUCAACAACCUCCAUUGAUCAAAUCAUCCGGCAGCCGAAUGCUUGUCACUUUUUUUUCUAAUCGUAAUUCUAACAGAGCAAAAGGAUUCAAAGCUCUCUUCAUUUCCACUUCAGAAGGUUGUGGAGGAAAGUUAUCAGGUUCAAACGGAAGUAUUUCGUCGCCAAAUUACCCUGCAAAUUAUGAUAAUGCUGCUUAUUGUGAGUGGACGAUAUCUGUUGCGAAAGACAAAACUGUUCAUUUACAUAUUCGGGAUCUUCUUAUCGAACGUCAUAGCCGAUGUGCUUUUGACGGGUUGAAAGUAUUCGAUGGCCCAUCCGUAUCUGGUCGUCUACUUGCCAACUUAUGUGGAAAUAUUACUAGCAGAACUUAUUCCUCUGCAACCGGCUCCAUCACAGUGGUUUUUAGUUCUGAUGUUGGUGUUAACGAAAAAGGAUUUUAUGCAACCUGGACGGAGGGAGAUGCGCAGUGUGGAGGAGAGCUUUUAAGUACAUCUAGUGAAGUUGUCAGUCCAAUGUAUCCAUUGUAUUAUGGCUCCGAUACGGACUGUGUGUGGUUGAUCAAACUUCCCGAUGGUAUGCUUGUUCAUUUAAACGUGGUGGAAUUAUCCAUUCCCACAUCUACAAACUGUGAAAGAGAUCAACUUAUCAUUCAAAACGGUUUAUCUCAUAAUUCACCUGUGUUGGCGACAUUGUGUGGAAAUACGACCGAUUUAGUAAACACAAGUUGGAUUAGUGCUAGUAAUCAUAUGAGGUUACACCUGAAGUCACCAGCGACAGCCUCGCCGUACGGUAGAUUCAAGUUAUCUUACGUAGCCAAACCAGAAGGCUGUGGAGGAAAAGUAACUGGUUCAUCCGGAGUGAUAACAUCUCCUGGAUAUCCUUCGUUGUAUCAAAAUAAUUUGGAUUGUGAGUGGAUCAUUGAGACAGAGCCUGGUACGAGUGUGUUUGUACAUAUCGAAGAACUAGAUUUGGAAACUCACAGCAGAUGUAUUCAUGACUAUAUCGAAGUUUGGGACCAUCUUGCAGCAGGAAGUUUAACUUCUUCACCGAAUGAGACCUUACUAGCGCGUUUAUGUGGAAAAACUCAUAAGAGUGUGUAUCACAGUUCGCAAAACAAGAUGAGGUUAAGAUUUCGAACAGAUCAAUCUGAUAGUGGACGAGGCUUUAAAGUUGCAUUCAAUACAGGUUGCGGCGGUCUAUUGAGAGGAAGGUCAGGGUAUGCAAUAUCCCCUAAUUAUCCUAAUACCUACCCAAAUAAUCAGGACUGUAGAUGGGUAAUUGAUCUUCAGCCUCAUUAUCAUAUCCGCAUGACUGAAAACGAUUUUAAUCUUCCAUCGACAAAUGGGAGAGGUGAAUGUCAAGAUUUUGUUGAAUUGAGAGAAGGGACCAACGUAACAUCUCCACGUAUAGCAAGAUUCUGCGGACAGAACCAACCACCUGCUUAUCAAUCGAAUUACCAUCAGCUAUUUGUUCGAUUCGUGUCUGAUAAUAUCACGCAACCUCUCGUAGGAGGGAGAAGUUGGAGAGCGAAGACACAUUACGCUGCAGUUUGUGGUGAGACGAUAAAGAACUCUCUCUUUGGUGUGAUUAAAAUGCCACAAUACACCGAUAAUGAGAACUGCGUCUGGGUUAUCGAGUUUCCAGUGGGUAAACAAAUUUCAUUAAAAACGAAAAGUUUCGACUUGGAAUAUGGCGGUAUGUCAUGCAUGUAUGAUUACGUGGAAAUUCGAGAUGGGGCAGAUAAAAGUGCACCAUUGUUUGGCAAAUUUUGUGGUUCAGCAAAGCCACCUCGAUUUCGAAGCACGGGAAAUUCCCUUUACAUUCGUUUCGUGAGCGAUAAAUCAGCGGUUGGAGAUGGCUUUCAAUUUGAGUAUUCUGAAGCACCUAUAGCCUGUGGUGGCAUUCUUAAUGAGACGUUUGGUGAAGUUAAAAGCCCUCUAUAUCCCAACAACAUCCCUAAUGGGGAGACCUGUGGAUGGCAGAUCAUUGUUCCCGAAGGUAAAAGAAUCAAUCUAACUUUCACCGACUUUAGUAUUCCAUACCUUGGUUCAAGCGAUUUUCCUGUUUGUACGACUUAUCUGAAUAUCUACGAUGCAGCUUAUCCAGAUCACCACUACCAAAUAAAAAGUAGGCUAUGUGGCUUCACUUUACCUCCUUCGUUGAGAUCCACUGGAAACACCUUGUACCUUCUAUUGCAUGCAAGUAUACUUAGUGGAAGAUUUCGUGCGGAAUAUAAAGCUGUUACAGCGGAGUGUGGAGGAGUGCUAGAGGUCGAUCGCACAGUCAAACAGUUAAAAAGUCCAAACUACCCCCUUCCAUUUUCUGCGGGUAGAGAAUGUGAUUGGAUGUUACGAGCGCAAGAAGGCAAUCAAGUUUCUGUUGUCAUAAAAGAUUUGUCUAUACCUGUGAAAAAUGCGAGCGGUGAAUGUGGAAGUACGCACCUAUUAAUCAUGGAUAGCACUAUAAACGAAGAUUCGCAUAUCAUUUGUGGAAACACAUCAAUCAAGUUUGUCAGUAGUAGUCACGCUAUGAAAGUCGUAUUGAUGAGGAAUUCAUCCGCAAAAGGAUUUCUGUUGGAAUACACAAGUAUCUCUGGUUGCAAUAAAACUUACACAGCAUCUAGUGGACUUGUUACUUCCAGUAAUCAUCCACUGAACUAUCAAAAGAACAGCAACUGUUAUUACAUUAUAAAAGCUUCGAUUGGUCACACGAUUUCACUGUAUCCAGUCUCGCUCAGCACAGAAGAAACACCGAGCUGUCAAUUCGAUUAUCUUCGAUUCUACGACGGAGCGUCGGAAAGGGAUACGUUAAUGAAAAAUGGAACGUACUGCGGAGAAGAGUUACCUCCCACACUACACAGUAGCGGUGACACUCUCUUAAUAAAAUUCGUAACCGACGCAAGUAUCACUAGGCCAGGCUUUGCAAUCACGUAUACAACGUCAUCUGCGGUUUGUGGAGGUCUGGUAACUGGUUACAAGGGAUCGCUGACGUCACCCCAUUUUCCAAUGUUAUAUUCGAAUCAAUACGCAUGUGAAUGGAAUAUUACUGUGAGCCCUGGGAAGAGAAUUCGAUUGAAUGUUACACAGUUUGAGAUGGAGGAUCCUAUGAAUGGUGCGGAUUGUUUAACGGUUGAUUAUUUACAGUUUGCUGAAAGAGGCAACAUAUUAGCAACAUACUGUGGUCUCAUUCACCCUGCUCCACGCACAAGUACAAGCAACUCAGUACGCGUGAUAUUCCGCUCGAAUAAUGUCAACAAUGAUUACAGAGGUUUCCAGUUGUUUUACAACGAGGUGUACUGAUAACUUGGAAGGGAAUUCAUUCAAAUAAAGGGAGAACCCUUAGAUAAUUUUUCAUUAUUUUUUAUAAUGGUAUCAUGUUCUGUACAGUUCUUCAUUUGUAAUUUGUUAUUUGGUGUGUUGUUCGUGUGUGUAGAUGUGUGCGCAUGCUUGCGUGAAUGCGUGUUUCACACAAGCUACAAAGUAUGAAUAAGUUGUAUGUCUGUAACUUUUAUAAUUUCAUGUAAAUAUUUUUUUUUUAAUUUAUGUUUGACACAUUAUUUGGGCAAAAAUAAUUGUUUAUUAUUUUUUCACUGGAUGUAAAUGUUAUAAUUGUAUAAAUAAGCUGCUCCAUUCAAUUUUUUGUUUUUAUUUAUAACGGACAACAUUGUAAAAUUUUCAACAAAAAUUUGUGCAUUUUCUACAUAAUAAACACAACAUUCGGUUGUAUGUAA
Molecule: messenger RNA, 10149 nt
Organism: Hydractinia symbiolongicarpus
Lineage: Eukaryota; Metazoa; Cnidaria; Hydrozoa; Anthoathecata; Hydractiniidae
Product: cubilin-like
Exons: 44
Coding region: 92-9718 (3208 amino acids)
Source: RefSeq, a predicted model, not a curated record